AUGCCAUACGCUCUAUCUGACUCUCACAAGAACUUGGUUUCUGCUCACUUGUCUGAAAGUGAUCCAGAAGUCGAACAAAUCAUCAAGGAUGAAAUUGACAGACAAAAGCACUCUAUUGUCUUGAUUGCUUCUGAAAACUUCACCUCUACCUCUGUUUUCGAUGCUUUGGGAACUCCAAUGUGUAACAAGUAUUCUGAAGGUUAUCCAGGUGCUAGAUACUAUGGUGGUAACGAACACAUUGACCGUAUGGAAUUGUUGUGUCAAAAGAGAGCUCUAGAAGCUUUCAACUUGACUGCUGACAAAUGGGGUGUUAACGUCCAAACUUUGUCUGGUUCUCCAGCUAACUUGCAAGUCUACCAAGCCUUGAUGAGACCUCAUGAAAGAUUGAUGGGUUUGUUCUUGCCAGAUGGUGGUCAUUUGUCUCACGGUUACCAAACUGAAAACAGAAAGAUUUCUGCUGUCUCCACUUACUUCGAAUCUUUCCCAUACAGAGUUGAUCCAAAGACUGGUAUCAUCGACUAUGACACUUUGGAAAAGAAUGCCAUCUUGUACAGACCAAAGAUCUUGGUUGCUGGUACUUCUGCAUACUGUCGUUUGAUCGACUACAAGAGAAUGAGAGAAAUCGCCGACAAGGUUGGUGCUUACUUGAUGGUUGACAUGGCUCACAUCUCUGGUUUGAUCGCUGCUGGUGUUAUUCCAUCUCCAUUCGAAUACGCUGACAUUGUCACUACCACUACUCACAAGUCCUUGCGUGGUCCAAGAGGUGCUAUGAUCUUCUUCAGAAGAGGUAUCAGAUCUGUUAACCCAAAGACUGGUAAGGAAAUCCCAUACGAUUUGGAAGGUCCAAUCAACUUCUCCGUCUUCCCAGGUCACCAAGGUGGUCCACACAACCAUACCAUCUCUGCCUUGGCUACUGCUUUGAAGCAAGCCAACACUCCAGAAUUCAAGGAGUACCAAACUCAAGUCUUGAAGAACGCUAAGGUUCUAGAAGAGUCCUUCAAGAAGUUGGGUUACAGAUUAGUGUCCGAUGGUACUGACUCCCAUAUGGUCUUAGUCUCCUUGAGAGAAAAGGGUGUCGAUGGUGCUCGUGUCGAAUACGUUUGUGAAAACAUCAACAUCGCUUUGAACAAGAACUCUAUCCCAGGUGACAAAUCUGCUUUGGUCCCAGGUGGUGUCCGUAUCGGUGCUCCAGCUAUGACUACUAGAGGUUUCGGUGAACCAGAAUUCGCUAGAAUCGUCGACUACAUUGACAAGGCCGUUCAAUUUGCUGCUAAGACUCAACAAUCUUUGCCAAAGGAAGCCAACAAAUUGAAGGACUUCAAGGCUAAGGUCAACGAAGGUUCUGAAGAAUUGACCCAAUUGAAGAACGAAAUCUACCAAUGGGCCGGUGAAUUCCCAUUGCCAGUGUAA
Messenger RNA from Kluyveromyces lactis, 1410 nucleotides. RefSeq names its product glycine hydroxymethyltransferase SHM2 (gene SHM2). Gene Ontology annotation, molecular function: glycine hydroxymethyltransferase activity; cobalt ion binding; serine binding. Gene Ontology annotation, biological process: tetrahydrofolate interconversion; folic acid metabolic process; L-serine catabolic process. The transcript has a single exon. The coding region runs from base 1 to 1410 and encodes 469 amino acids. Lineage: Eukaryota; Fungi; Ascomycota; Saccharomycetes; Saccharomycetales; Saccharomycetaceae. The record is from RefSeq and is a predicted model, not a curated record. Gene Ontology annotation, cellular component: cytoplasm.